AAAGUCCUAUAACGAAUCCGACGUUCGAACCAAACGUAUCAAAUCACAAAUUCAAUUGUUUAACAUUUCAAUCAUUAGUGAAUCUAUCCUUUUCAAAAUGUUUGCUAAAUUGUGCGUGUUGUUUUUGGCCAUCGGCCUCAGCCAGGCUGCUUCCUCAAAGGUCGAUCCCGAUGUGAGCUUCAUGCAGUAUAUGAUGAAGUCCAGUGCUCUCAUCCAAGCCAGCUCCACCAGCACCGAAUGCUUCGGCAUCUAUUUGCCCAAAUUGCAAGCUGUGGCUGAGCAAUGGCAAGCUGACACCCUCGUCUGUGAGAACACCGCUGAGGAGGCUCGUGAGCAAAUCGAUGAUAAGACCAAGGACAAUCGCACCGCCAUCGAUGCUUCAGCCACCGGGGCUUGCGCUGCUUUGACCACUUGCAGUCAGAAAACUUCUGCUCUAGAUUACUUUGAAUGUUACGAGGAAGCUGGUUCCGAUGAUGCCAAGAUCAUGUACACGAUCUCAGCCAACUCUGCUGAGUUGUUGGCCGUCGUGAUUGAGGAUUACCGUCUCAUCGAUAAUGAGAAAUUUGUGUGCACCAACAAGUCCGAGCGUGCCUAUGUGGAGAACACAGCUCAGGUCUAUGACGAUCUCGACCUUUGUCUGCGCGGUAUCGAGGUUACCACUACCACCAGCACAACCACACAAGCUCCCACUUCAAGUGAAUCCACUCCUGAGCCGUCAACGGAUUCUUCUUCCUCUUCUGCUCCCACUGAAGACACCACUUCUUCCUCAGCCGCUCCCACUGAAGACACCUCUUCUUCCUCAGCCGCUCCCUCUGAAUCUACAACCGAAGCGGCAUCUGAGCCAACCGAUUCCGAUAAGGAGAACUUGCCCGAAGAGGAUCUGUCGACUUUCGCUGCAGAGCAAGCAAAGUUGAAGAGCAUGAUCGAUGAUUUCAAGAAGCUGUUCAAUCGCAAUUUUACAUUUAUUUUCCGGAAUACCAACAACAUGAAGUUCGCAGUUGCCUUCUGCCUGCUGCUGGCCGCCAGCUGCAGCGCCUCGUUGACCAGCGAGGACAAAUAUCUGAGUAAUCUUUUGAGUCUGCAGCAAAAGGCUAUGCGCAACUUGAUCUCUUCGACUGCCAUCUCCAACGAUCCAGACGUGAUUAACAAUUGCUUCAGCAACUAUAUCAACGAUCAGACGGACACUCUGACCACCUAUAACCGGGAAUACAAUGUAUGCGUAGACACAGCUUCAAAUUCUCGUGAUGAAGUGACCUCUCAGAGUCAGACUCAACGUACCGAUCUGCAAGAUCGCAGCACAGAUAUGUGCACUGACCUUUCGUCAUGUGACCACAUUUACGACGGUCUCGAAUUCUUCUUGUGCUACAGGGAUGCGUCCAUCAACAGCUACAAGCAAAUGUUCACCUUGAACAGCGAUGCCAACACCCGUUACAACAGCAUUAAGGCCUCCUAUGAUGUGAUCAAUGUUAAGGAAGUCGAUUGUACGGACACUGCUCGCUUGUCUUAUGCUUCGAAUUUGGAGAACACCCACUGUGGCUCCGACUGUUGCACCAACUGUUGCUCCAACUGUUGCUCCAACUGUAGCACCCACUGUGGCUCCGACUGUUGCCCCAACCGUGGCUCCGACUGUUGCCCCAACCGUGGCUCCGACUGUUGCCCCAACUGUGGCUCCGACUGUCGCCCCAACUGUGGCUCCCACUGUGGCACCAACUGUGGCUCCGACUGUCGCCCCAACUGUGGCUCCGACUGUUGCCCCAACCGUGGCUCCGACUGUUGCCCCAACUGUGGCUCCGACUGUCGCCCCAACUGUGGCUCCCACUGUGGCACCAACCGUUGCUCCAACCUGGCACCAACCGUUGCACCUACUGUGGCUCCAACUGUGGCACCAACUGAGGGUCCAACUAAUGCCCCCGUUACCGAACCUCCAGAAACUGAGCCUCCAGUUACCGAGGCUCCAGUCACUGAGCCCCCAGUUACCAAUGCCCCAACCGAAGCGGAGCCAACAACUGAGCAAGCUCCCGAAGAAGAUCUAAAGAUCAUGCCGCUGUCUUUCACGAGCAGACUGCAGAAGAUCAUCGAAGAAGUGCUAACGCGGUUGGAGUAUGAGACCCGACGUCGCCACUGGCGGUUGUUCACGCUGUUGCUCUUCCCCCUGGCACUGCAAUAUUUGCAUGGUGCCCGCGGUUUAGAUGUGCCAUUGGCGUUGCCCACAGCUUGGCCAGACGCGACACUUGAUGAGUGUCACGAUGAGUAUCAGGUGGCCAGUGCGAAUGCGUCCAGUCAUUACUCCUUCAGCUUUCAACUCUGCGAGCUGACGGCCAACGAAACGAAGAUCGAUCUGACCAUCCAUGAGGAGCUGGAGCGCGAACAAAUCGAACGGGGCCGCAUCGAGGCGUGCGGUAAUCUGGAGCUAUGCGAAACACUCGACUCGGAUCUCGAGUACUUUGCGUGCGUCAGGGAUAGCUAUUUGACGAACAGUCCAACGACUCAAUUCGAUUCCUGCGAACCAAACUCAAAAACUCGACCAAAAAUAAUCAUGAAGCAAUUCUGCAGUGUACUAAUCCUGGCCGCCUUGGCUCUCACGAUUCAAGCCAAGCCAAGCACGGUGCAAACUCAGCUGCAGGGCGCCCUCGAUAAAUAUCUGGUUAAUGCCAAUGCUCGCGAUCUGGAUUUGACCGUCUCUGCGGACAUCACCUCCCAGUGCUUUUCCCUCUACUUGCCUAUGUUGAACGAGGUGGCUGCCACCUUCUCUAGCUCGUAUCAGGCUUGCAUUUCGGUGGCCAACGAUGAGCUGGCCAACUUGACCGCUCAGGCUCAGAAGGAUCAGACCGUUUACCAGCAGGAUGUUACUGGUCUCUGCAGCGCCUUCACCAGCUGUGACGACACCACCGGCAACGACACCACCAAGUUCUUCAACUGCUAUGCCAAUGCUGCCCAAGGCGAUGUGUCUCUGAUCUACGACAUUGCCACCAAUGCCGCCAGCACCGCCAACACUCUGGCCGAGGCCAUCAAGGCCACCCAGGACACGGAAUACCAGUGCACCAACACCACCGAGAGCAACUAUGUCCGUGACACAGCUGCCACCUACGAUCUGUUGGACACCUGCCUGAAGAACGGUGUGCCCACCACCUCGGCGGCUCCCGUUACAGUGACCACAGUCGCUGUGCCAACCUCUACCCAAAGUCCGGUUACAGCUUCUACUGCCGCUGCUGGUUCUAGCACCGGCGCCACUGAUGCCGUCUCUGUGAGCUCAGCUGCUCCUGCUGAUGUCACCACCGCAGCUGCCACUAAGUAAGCAAGAGCAAGAGUUGUAGUUCAAGUUGUUAAAUAAAUGAGCAUUUAUUGAAAA
Molecule: messenger RNA, 3349 nt
Organism: Drosophila sulfurigaster albostrigata
Lineage: Eukaryota; Metazoa; Arthropoda; Insecta; Diptera; Drosophilidae
Exons: 10
Coding region: 98-3295 (1065 amino acids)
Source: RefSeq, a predicted model, not a curated record